Messenger RNA from Teleopsis dalmanni, 3652 nucleotides. Its product is annotated as homeobox protein caupolican-like. The coding region runs from base 877 to 2940 and encodes 687 amino acids. Gene Ontology annotation, biological process: cell development; neuron differentiation; regulation of transcription by RNA polymerase II. Lineage: Eukaryota; Metazoa; Arthropoda; Insecta; Diptera; Diopsidae. Gene Ontology annotation, molecular function: DNA-binding transcription factor activity, RNA polymerase II-specific; RNA polymerase II cis-regulatory region sequence-specific DNA binding. The transcript has 5 exons. The record is from RefSeq and is a predicted model, not a curated record. Gene Ontology annotation, cellular component: nucleus.
UAAAAAUACUAUAAGAAAAACAAUAUAGGGUUAAGUGCGAUGAGUUCUAACAACUUCCGAACAAUUUGCAAAUAACUUAACACCUCCGAAGUCAACAACAAGUUAAAUUAUUUCAUGUUAGACAUAUUUAUGGCUACAAAUAAAAUCGUAUAAUAAAUAAAAAAAUCAAAUAAAUAAAACUCAAAACCAUACUAAACCAUGUCACCCAAAAAGGAUACCAAAAACUGGCAGUAAAACAUUCUAAAAACUGGUGGUAGAACUUUCUGCGAAAAAAAGGUUUAAUUGAAAUCCACAUAAAAAUUGUUUCGGUGCUGAAUAAAUAAAAAAUAAUAACAAGAAAAGAGAUAAAAAAAAACAUUUCCCACUGACAUUAACAUAAAUGCCUGACAAUUUGUUUUACCAAUUUCCAACACGGAAACGGCAACAAUAGCUUUUCUUCUCGUAGCUUUUCCGACGAAAGGCGCAAAUAAAAACCAACAUAAACAUUCGACGAUACAAACAAACGAACUACGCACCUUCUUCCGUUUUGAAAAAAAGGCAACAGCUACAAUAACGGCAACACCGACAGCGACAGUGCUUAUCAUCAACAUCCUUUACAGAUCCUUACAGCAUUUUUGGUUUGUUGUCGUUGGAGUAUCUGAGUUUGGCUGUGUGUUUCUGUGCGCUACGCAAACCAAAUUUAUAUGUGGCGGUGUGGGUGCAAAUUUCGGCAGUGUACCUUAAUCAAGCUGCGUUCUUUGUGACUUCACUGUUGUUGUGCUUAAGUGUAGCUUAAGUGGAGAUUUGCUACAGCAUCCAAAGUCACCAGUUACGUUUGUUAUCAACUUUGAUAAGGUUUUUAUUGAAUUUUGAACUUAAUAACUCUGAAGGAAAAUCAUGAAUAUGGCUGCAUAUGCGCAGUUCGGAUAUGGUGGUUACCCGCCGGCUAAUCAGUUACUCGGCGGUGUAGGUCAAACCACAACAGCAGCGUCAAGUAUACCAACAACAGUCAAUAACGGCUCUGCACCUUCACCACUGUCUGGUGCAAACGAUGCUUCGCUUAGUCCAUCUGGAGGUUCGGCGACAACUGGUGCCACUACCAAUGGACCGCUUAGUCCAGGUGCAAUUUCACAAACAUCAAAUAAUGCAGGCAGCGUAUCUGCAGUAGUAAAUUCUGCUGCUGUUGGUGUUAGCAUGAAUGAAUCACAAAGUGAAGCAGCUUUAUCCGGCUCAGCUGCUGGUAUCGCUGGUGCUGUUAAUGCAGGUAUUGGUAGUACAACUUGUUGUGAAAAUGGCAGACCAAUAAUGACGGAUCCAGUCUCAGGACAAACAGUGUGCUCCUGUCAAUAUGAUUCUGCACGCUUAGCGCUUUCAAGUUAUUCCCGUAUGCCGGCAGCAAGUGUUGGCGUUUAUGGCACUCCAUAUCCUUCAACCGAACAGAAUCCUUAUCCAAGCAUUGGUGUCGACAGUUCAGCAUUUUAUUCGCCUUUGAGUAACCCAUAUGCACUGAAAGAAACAGGUCCAGGCUCUGAUAUGACAGCUUGGACAUCUGCUGGUCUUCAACCAACAACUGGUUACUAUUCUUACGAUCCAACAUUAGCUGCUUAUGGUUAUGGUGCCAGCUAUGAUUUAGCAGCUCGACGCAAGAACGCCACUCGUGAAUCAACAGCAACGCUUAAAGCUUGGCUUAACGAGCAUAAAAAAAAUCCAUAUCCAACCAAAGGUGAAAAAAUCAUGUUAGCAAUUAUAACGAAGAUGACACUGACGCAGGUCUCCACAUGGUUUGCAAAUGCACGGAGACGUUUGAAGAAAGAAAAUAAAAUGACUUGGGAACCAAAGAAUAAAACUGAAGAUGAUGAUGAUGCUAUGUUAUCCGAUGAUGAAAAAGAAAAAGAUAUACUGGAAACAGACAAGCCACCUAGUCUAUAUGGUGGUGCAAAUGAGCAUCAUAAAGAUGGUCAUCAUGUCAAAUCCGAGCAUAAUAGAGAAGAGAAAGAAGAUGAUUUAAAUGAUGAUCGCAAACCUGAAAAUCUUGCAACAUUGCGCAGUGCUUAUAAUUCUGCAUAUGCUCAUCAUUCUAGUUAUCAUCCUUACCAGCAACAACCACCACAUGCGGCAAGUUAUUAUCAACAAGGAAGUCAACAUUCUAGCUAUGGAGCACAUGAUACCAAUACUUAUAAUGGUUCAAAAAACCAGCUGAGCAGAGACUGUGGUAUACCAAUUCCAGCUACAAAACCGAAAAUCUGGAGUUUGGCAGACACAGUCGCUUGCAAAACACCACCACCAACAGCUUAUCUAGGACAACAAUAUUACCAACAGCAGCAACAACAGCAACAGCUACAGCAACAUCAGCAACAACAAACACAACCUCAAAUGCACACACAACAGCAAACCCAACACCAACAACGGGAAAUUAUAUCAAACAAUGGCAAUGUACACAAUAUGCAGGCACAUCCACAUCCUCAACCGCAGCCAGCGCACAAUUCGCCACUGAAUAUGAUGAGCAAUUACGUAAACGGAUCGCCAUAUUCGCGGAUACCUACGGGGUAUACAGGACCGGCCAGUUACAACAGCAGCAGCAGCAGCAUCAAUAUGCCUAUCACCCCUACUACACCACCCAUAAUACACGCACAUCAACAGCAACAACAACACCAACAACACUUUCAGCAACAACAAUUGCAACAACAGCGUAUGGGGUUUACAGAAAUACAACCCGAUACACCGCCGCAAACACCACCCAAUAUGAAAGUGGCGAACAGCAACGGUGUAAUGACAGCAGCAGUUGUGAACUCUCUGCUAACCGGUCCUACGUCGUUAACACCUACGACCGGUAAUUGUUAUGGUAAUGGGAGUAAAACACAUCUUAGUUCGCAUUAUAAUAAUAAUCUAUCACCUGUUAAUGGCGCUUCGUGUAAUAAUAAUUUUAUGAGUAGUCUAACUACAACACGUGCAGAAGUCUAGAAAUAUAUUGGGGCAUUUAAUUGGGAUAAUACAAUAACCAAAAUAGUUUUCUAUUAACUCGGGACAUAUAUAGAUCUGUAUAAUAUAUAGGAGUUCAAAAAAAUUAUUCAACAUUAUCAAUUUGUACCCAACAUUAAGAAAGACUUUAUGCUAUACAAAUAUAAUACCAGAGUUUAGGUUAGAAAUUAUGAUAUAUUAAAUUUUUAAUCAAUUUUAAAACGAUGUGUGAAGGACAAUAUAAAAACACUACGUUUGGCAGUUCUUAAAAAUCAAUGACAGAAAAAAAUCUAUUACAUUUAUGAUAAAAGGAAAGUUCCUUAAGAUUUUGAGGUUGUAAAAGUUGAUAGAUCUGGUAUCUAGAACAUUCUAGCAUAAAGAUAUGAUUUUUUCAAUCAAAAUUUUUCAAAAUGUGCUCUGCAAUACAAUUCCCAGUGCUUCGUUAAAACUUAGAAUUUAUUUAUUUAAAAAUAAUGUAGAACUGUUAGUCAAGAUUUAGUGCUUCGCAUUAAAUUUCGAAUUUCAAAGGUGCUCCCCUACUGAAACAGUUUAAGAACAUCUACUUGAGAUGUAGGAUAUUGUAUUUGUGUAACUUAAGGAGAGUUGAAAUUUGUUUGUUUUGGUUAAACUAUAAAAUGCAAUAACUUCAGAAGUUUAAAUAUAGAAAGUGUGUAAGUUACAUGUGUAUGAAGCAGAUUUGUUUAUUGCAAACAAA